Molecule: messenger RNA, 378 nt
Organism: Medioppia subpectinata
Lineage: Eukaryota; Metazoa; Arthropoda; Arachnida; Sarcoptiformes; Oppiidae
Source: the annotation of a GenBank genome assembly
GGGCCGUACGCCAAACUGGUCUUCGAGAUCGACAACAAUCAUAGCUUUCAAACGGUUUUUACGGCAAAGUUUGACAAAUGUGUGCGAAAUGUGACCAAAGCUACGAAAGGGUUGACCGCAUUCAACACCAUCUGCGAAGACGACCGCAUCUUACUAUUGAAGUACAGUUGCAUUGAAGUGAUAUUCUUGCGGUCCAUUCUCUACUUCAACGGCAAUAUUGAUUAUCUCAAACUUCCAAUGGAUAUGGAACGCUCAUUCAUUAUAACCAUGAAGUUUUUGAAAAAUUACCCACACUUUUACACUCCAUUUACAGAAUAUGUGCGAAAAAUGUUGACUAUUUGGGACUCCGAUCGCACUGUCAUUGAUUUGAUUAUAUAA